CGUUUUAGUUGUCAUUCACCUCGAUUUGAAAUACGAUUCCGCAUUAAUAAUUUCAUUGUUUUAUAUACUUAAAACUGCCCCUUGUCAUUUCGAAUUUGCCGUAAAGUCCUCAAGUUUCUCUGAACCAUCUCGUCACCUGGCUUUUGUACCAUUUUCCAUAUAUAGGUCAAAUAAAUAAAAUAAAUAAAAUAAAAGCUAAUUCCGGAUUGAUUUUCCAUACUUUGUCCCAGAGAGUUCCACAUUCUUUGUGAGUUGUGUCACUUCGGAUGUUCAAGGUGAGUCUGGAGAGGGGGACAAAUAUGUCACAGCCUCCCGACGGGGCAGCAGGAGGAAGAGGACCCAGACAGAGGGCAGCCCUGCAUGCGCUGUGGAGACCAGUGCCCCGGCUUCCGCAUCCACGGAUGGAGGAAGAUCUGCAUGCAUUGCAAGUGUGAGCGAGAGGAGCACGCCGUCCGCUCAUUGCCCGGCCAGCUGGAGAAGAUGAUGACAAAGCUGGUGUCAGACUUCCGCAGGCACUCCAUCUCCGACGACGACUCGGGCUGCGCGUCUGAGGAAUACGCCUGGGUUCCGCCCGGCCUCAAGCCUGAGCAGGUCUACCAGUAUUUUAGCAGUUUGCCAGAGGACAGGGUGCCUUUUGUGAACAGCGUAGGGGAACGAUACCGAAUCAAGCAGCUGCUGCACCAACUUCCUGCCCAUGACAGUGAGCCGCAGUACUGCAACUCGCUAAACGAGGAGGAGAAGAGGGAGCUACGUUUGUUCAGCCAGCAGAGGAAACGAGACAAUGUAGGCCGAGGCGUCGUCAGACUCUUCCCCGUCACCAUGACUGGGGCCGUGUGCAAGCAGUGUGGCAGAAAGAUCAGUGGCGGCGACAUCGCCGUGUUUGCCAGUCGGGCGGGAAACGGCACUUGUUGGCACCCUCAGUGUUUCCAGUGCGCCUGCUGCAAUGAGCUGCUGGUCGACCUCAUCUACUUCUACCACGACGGACGCAUCUACUGCGGCCGGCAUCACGCUGAGAGGCUCAAGCCACGAUGUCAAGCCUGUGAUGAGAUUAUUUUUGCAGACGAAUGCACAGAGGCAGAAGGGAGGUUCUGGCACAUGAAGCACUUCACCUGUUUUGAGUGCGAGGCAGCACUGGGCGGUCAGCGUUACAUCAUGCGAGAGUGCCGGCCAUACUGCUGCUCCUGCUAUGAGUCCCUCUAUGCGGAAUACUGUGACACCUGCGGAGAACAAAUAGGCAUCGGCCAGAGCCAGAUGACAUAUGAGGGUCAACGCUGGCACGCCUCUGAGUUUUGUUUCUGUUGUGCCCGUUGCCGCCUGCCUCUGCUGGGUCGCCCUUUCCUACCUCGACGGGGGCUCAUCUUCUGCUCCAGGGCCUGUUCACUCGGGGAUGACCCUGAUAACUCGGACUCCUGCGACUCGGUCAUCCCGAUCCGACCUCUUCAGCAGAAACGCUGCGGGCCGGGCCAGCGUCACCAGCAACUGCAGUGCGGUUCUCCAUUACAACCAGUUAUGAGUGGUGUCAACUGCUUGACUCCAGUUGAAAAUGGAGUUUCUUCGCAUGGAUGUGUUGGUCAUCCAAGAGGCUCCUAUUCACCUCUUCCCCACAUCAAUCAAGGGAAUGGCCUGGGACUCUCUUGGCCUGGCAAUCUUCCGCAUUACACUUUACUGCCAGACGGUGGCAAGAUGAAACCACCUGUGGAUGACCUUUCAAACGGACAUUCGGGACCUUCUCUGACAAGUCUGUGUUCAAGAGGAACCUCAACCAAUCAAGAUUGUAGGAACUGGGUGGAAAAGACCAAUCAAGUCAUGAAAGACUCUCUCCAGAUAAUCAUGACGUCACACUCCGACACAUGUCCUGAACCGCCUCCACUUCCCAUCAAGUGCAGAGACCUCGUACUGCAAGAAUCGUCUCCUCUGAACACCCCUCAGCCAGAGGACAGACGCCCCGACUCACCACGCCUGCUGUCUCGAAGUGGGACGGCGAGGGUCAGCUUCCGAGAACCAAUCAGCAGCAGCUACUCCGUUGAGGAGGAAGAGGAGCACCAAGAGGAGCCACAAAAAAAUAACGACAGCCCUCAGGAGGAAGAUGAGUUGGAAGGAGGGUUUGGAGGCAGGUUGCAUCUGCACAAAGGAAUCCCGCCACAGAUCAAUCGACUGGAUGGCUCCUCUUAUCAGCAGCGCAGUCUACGGCAAGGGUGGAAUGGUCGCUGCGUUUCAUCCGAUUCCUCCUGUGCCCCCCCGGCCUUGGCCAGUCACUCGCGGGUCGAACGCCCUCAACUGGACACUGCAGAGUGUCGAGUCAAGAGAGAAAGUGACGCGUCCUCACUGGUCCUGCGGUCGUUCCGGCGCAGGCACGAAGACUCGUGCUCCACAUGCUCAUCUUCAUCCGACUCUGAGCAGGAGGGCUUCUUCCUUGGACAGCCCAUCCCACUGCCGCCGCAACUACGAAAAAGUCGAGGUGAAAAAGACGGCGAAGAAGAAGAAGAAGAAGAAGAGCCAACUCGAUGGGGACUGAGGGACAGUUUCAGACGCAGAUGUUCUCACAGUCUUGGUGCUAAGGACAAAGAUAAAAAUUGCUCGGUCUCUUGACCCCAACAUCAGAAGAUCAGUUUUUCAGGUUUUUCUAUUUAUAGGUAUAGAGUUAUCCCUCGUUUAUCGCAAAAACUUACCUUCCAAAAAGUACCCGUGAUAAGUGAAAUCUGUGAAGUAGUCAUCUUUAUUUUUACAAUUAUUACAUUUACAAAACAAUACUGUAUUGAAUGAAAUCAAAGGUUAAACUUUUUUUCAGGCCCAAGCAUUUAAAACACAAAAAACAAAAAUAGAAAUAUUUUCUUACAAACAACUGACAGUUUUUAGGAAUACUGUGCAGAAAGUUUUGUCGACAUGGUGGGUUUUGUCAUGGAGAGAAUUUGGCAAGCUCUACAGUGAUGCGGUGUGGAGACUGUUGACAUUAAUCUACAGUCCCUUAGCCAAUCAUGAUGCAGAACACAGUGCACUGUAAAAAACAAAAAAAAUGUGAGGGAUUACCAUACUGUAUUUUUGUAUGAAAUCAACAUUUUUGCAUUAUUCAACAAACUACUGGGCACAUAAUUAAUUAAAUCCAACUGCAAAUAUUGUCAUUUAGAGUGUUCAUUUGCAGGAGCUGGAUAAAAUACCAUAAAAAGUUUUUUUUUUUUUGGUUGGUUUUUUUUUUUUGAGAGCUAGUCAUUUAUUAAAAAUGCCAUUAUUAUGCAAAGACAAGAUUAUAUCCAUGGCAAGUGUCAAUAUGCAAUUUAACAUGAACCAACUGUAAAAAAAAUAUAUGUAUGAUGUAAUAGUACUCAGUGUAUAUUGCCAUAGUUCAACCAUUCUUUUGUCGUGCUUAACUGUUAACACACACACACACACACACAAAAACUUGAGUGAAGAUUUUUAUAGUGGCAAUAAAUAUGUCCUGGUAUUUGGUUCGGCUUAUUGAUUCUUUAUCCACUGAACAUGCUAUUGAAAACACCACAUUGCAUUAUCAGGUGUCUUGUUUAAAAGAUGCAUUAAUUUGAUUUGAUUUUCCUGUUUGUGUGUUUGCUGUAGUACCGUGAGAAAAGCCAUAAAGGGACAAAGACCU
Hippocampus comes (tiger tail seahorse) is the source of this 3601-nucleotide messenger RNA. RefSeq names its product prickle homolog 3 (gene prickle3). The coding region runs from base 361 to 2589 and encodes 742 amino acids. NCBI's taxonomy places the organism in Eukaryota, Metazoa, Chordata, Actinopteri, Syngnathiformes, Syngnathidae. Gene Ontology annotation, molecular function: zinc ion binding. The record is from RefSeq and is a predicted model, not a curated record. The transcript is spliced from 11 exons.